Mercenaria mercenaria is the source of this 2154-nucleotide messenger RNA. RefSeq lists its product as uncharacterized. NCBI's taxonomy places the organism in Eukaryota, Metazoa, Mollusca, Bivalvia, Venerida, Veneridae. Bases 107 to 2074 code for a protein of 655 amino acids. The transcript is spliced from 8 exons. The record is from RefSeq and is a predicted model, not a curated record.
AGGAAGAGUAGUUUUCAAUGACGUUUGAAGACGAGGACAUCCUACACAUAUAUGUUAAACUUCCUGUUUCUUUCCGUGUCAAGCAGAAAUACCAUUUAAACUAAAGAUGUCGGAUUGUGAAGAGAAAGCUGCUUACUAUCUACGUUUCAUCUCAAUGUAUAUUGACUUAGGUACCGAGAUCGUACUGAAAGUCUUUGUACACCAUACUCCUGGGAAGGACGCCAAGUCAUUUUUGUUAUCUGACCCCGUUAAGAAAAAGUUGAAGCAGUUGAAAAAUAAACAAAUUCUAAAUAAGGAAGAAAGCGAUCUAGUCCUUUCUUCUGCACCACACCCAAAAGUAUUUGAUAUAUCCCUUCUAAUAACACUUUCGAUCAAUCUGUUCUCGGAGCAUCAACUCACACCACCAAAGAAAGGUUGGUCUUUUCCACCAAAGAAUAGCGAUAAAUCUAUCUCUGCUGAUCUUCUUCGUCUUAGAACGAUCCGAAACAUGAUUGUUGGCCAUGUUGCUAAAGCACAACUUCCUAAGUGGAGAUUUGACGACGAAUGGGAAAAUGUAGAAGAAAUAUUUCUUAGAAUAUAUAGAAAUAUUUCACCUGAUGAGGAAUCACAUCUGAAACAGAAAAUGGAAGAUUAUCGAUUGAGGAAGCUGGAUCCGUCUAUUAAAAACAAGUACGACUCGAAGUUAAAUGAAUGGCACCAGGAAAUUUCGAAAGUUCAACAACAGGUUGAAGAUGCGUUCAAGACUCUUCAAGAUAUUGACAAAUACUUUAAAGAAAAAUCGGACAGAUACGAACGUUACAUAAAACUACUUGUCAAAGGUGGAAGGUUUGUGAUUUCGGCUUUCAUUAAAGAUAACAUUAAAACACACAACAAAACCCUCGAAGACAUUUUAAAGGAAAAGGAGGAUUAUGUCCGGAAAAUUAUUGAUAAUCAAGAUCAUUUGCAUAUUCUUUAUCCAUCCGACCAAGGAGAAACGUCAAAACCAAUUGACAUGUCAACAUGGGAUAUCACACUUCUUGCAACAGUGCUUUUACAAGUACUUGACAGUAGUUCGUUAGACGAUAAAGUAAAGAGAGCAAUUAACAUGAUCAAUACAGCACGAGAAAAUUAUGCUGAAGCAGCAGUUGUUUCAUUACACAGUGACGAAUUCGCAGAGUACUCUAGUGAUCUGAAAUACAGCAUACGAUUUUUGUCAGGGUAUCUCGACCAACAGAAGCAAAUCAAAUGUGAAGAAAUUCUGUCCGAAUGCAAACAGAUUUCGAAGAGUGCUGACGCACAUCAAACAUACUUUGAUGAGCUGAAAAACCAAAGUCUGCAGAUUAAAAGUAUUCAGGAAAUAUAUAAAGAAACAGUAAAGAAAACAAAAGAUGUCUUACAAGAGAUGAUUACACUCGGCAUAAACUUCAAAUAUGAUCACGUGUUAGAAGUAAAGAUGAUUACGCUCGGGAGUGACGAAGAAAAGAAGCAAUUAGGAGAAACAGUUUUGACUGAAAUUUGGCGAGAAGCACUUGAAAGAAGUAACGACAGUACAGACUUUGAUGUUGUAAAAAAAGAAGUAUCAAAGAUUUUAACCGAAAUAAGAAAACAUAAGGAGGUUAAAGGUGUCGCUGUAAAGCAAAAGUGCAUUCUCUUGGAGGUAGUAUACUCUUCACCUCACACUGUGUUGGAUCUUCUGAACUAUUUCGAGAGUGCUGCAUUUGACCAAAGUGUGUGCAUCAUUUCAAAUGAACUUGGUUACCUUUGCAACACAAUAUUUACAAUCGAAGCAAAUGUAACUUUAGAGUCAUUUAAAGAAAUCUACGAUGACAGAGAAAACAACGAAAUAGAACAUGGUAUAAGCAUACCAAUCAAAGUAACAUCACCUGCAGCCGUCGUGCAAUUAAGGUCGUUUUUCAAGAGUGAGGCAAUGGUGAAUAGUACAAACACAAUUGCUGACAAACUGUCGAGCGACCUGGAUGAGAGAGUAACAUUGAAAGUUACACACGACAUGGAGUCUCUUAACUGUCUGUUUGAUGAAUUAGAGACAGGAUUAUCGAGUUCAGACAGUUUGAGUGACGACACAGAACAAAGAUAGUACCUGAGUCUGACAGUAGUCGUAAGACUGAUGACAUCAACAGAAUCUUCACAAAACAAGUGAUAGUACCUGAGUCUGAC